This is a messenger RNA of Lymnaea stagnalis (great pond snail), 490 nucleotides long. The record is from the annotation of a GenBank genome assembly. NCBI's taxonomy places the organism in Eukaryota, Metazoa, Mollusca, Gastropoda, Lymnaeidae.
GAAACUACCACGUGACCAAGCGUGUAUGAUACAGACGAAGAGGAAGUUCCUGGACCGAGUGCCCCGGUGUGAAGGAGGCGACGAGAAGCAGAUGUAUGACUGCGCGCCGAGGGGCCCCGUCAUGCAACAGAAGCCCCAAGCCGACAACUGGACCAUGCGCACGACGUGCAAGAUCAACGACAGGAAGCAGGUGAAGACGUCUCCGCCGUCGGAGGACCAGUUCUGCGGUCAAAAACCCAGGGGGGUGAAUUUUGAUAUGUGCGGGUGGGACGAGCCAGAGUGUCUGUGCAAGAGCAACAAGUGUUCCUCGGCCGGCGGCUGGUCAACCACGAAGGGGGAACAGGAAGAGGAAACGGAGAACGAGGCGGAAGUCCAGCCGGGCAGACGCGCCGUCCGGCGCCGUGGUGACAUCAUCAGGUCCUGCUCGUCUCCGUGUGACACGACCAGCGGCUCGGAGAAGUGCGGGAGGAAGAGAGUGACGUUCUGUUGA